CACCCGGAAAUAUCCGGAAGUAAACGGAUGCCAGUGGUCACCCACUAGCGGCAUUCCAGUGUGCGUGUGUGUAUGUGUGCACGUGUGUGUGUGUGUGUGUAGGCGUGUAUGGUUUCCGCGUUAACUACCACAACACCCUCGCUCGGUAACUGUGUCCGUGAAGGCGGAAGUCGGUGGAGUGCGUGAAAGCGAAUCCAGCGGAUUAAAGGAUAUCAAUUGACCCAGGAAAGGGCCCGGGGGUGGAGGGGCUCGUUUAGACCGUGUUCGUAUGUGCGCCUGUGUGUGUGUGUUUGGAAAAUGGCAACGUGGUGAUAAAGAUUUUACGACGCAUCGGAAUUUGUUGCCCUGGAGUGGUUUAUUAAUCCGGAAUCCGCACUUAUUAGGCCGGAAUCGUCGAGAAGGAAGAGGAGGCUGCGGUUGUGUGCGACGUUGAUGGUGGUGGAUGGCUGCGGCAGAAUCACGAUCUAAUCACAUUCACGCCCCCGGUCGAUGAUUUUACGAAAAGCGCCCCGCAAGCACCGAACGUGGAAAACCGUCUCGCGGCCCCACGAGCCUUCGACCGCACUCUCCCCACCACCGGUUGUUGCUGAAUAAUGAAAACGAGCUACGCUCCAUUGGGACGCCAUAGCACUGUCUAAGCAGCAGCAGCAACACUACGCGUCUCCAGCGGAUCUCUUCUCGACGGCGUCGAGCGUCAAACCACAUCGCAACGAUCGAUCUACAAACCGGCAAACGGUCGCGUCACUCCCCAGAGAGGGUGGGUUGGACCAGGCCCCUGACCGUCAAAUGAAAGGACCACACCUCAGCAUCCGCCCCAAGAACCAACCACUCCGUACAGUAGAAGCCGAUACAAUAACAAGCUUGUACGAUUAAUCGGCUGUUUGUGGUCGAUUGCUUUCUCACUGGCCUUGUGUAUGUGACUCUGUGUGUGUGUGUGUGCGUGUGUGUGCGAGUGUAUGUAUCGACAACGGUGACUACUGAUCGUACGAAGCAGCCGAAAACGAAAAGUGCCAAGCAUCAGCACCUUGUGCAGCACGCCUGCAGCCUCUGGCCCUCGGGAAUCACUCCCACAAAAACAGGCUUCGUUCGUGGUUCCACCGUGGUUCCGUCCGGUUGUUCCGGCAGUCCGCGGAACGCUCUCCUUGCCGCUUCGACUUCACAGCCGCCGAGAAGUCGCGAGAUUCUGUUGCUCACCAGACAGGCAGCCAUUGCCGGUUGCCUUGGCCACCGCAGCCAACAUCAACAACAGCAACAACAAAAAAAAAGAAACAAAAAACAACAGAUACAGCCCUCACCAACACCACCAGCAGCAGCACCUUUGUGCCGAAAGUCAGGAAAUGUGGCUCCCAGCGGUAAUGGAUUUACGACUCCCAAUUCUCUGUUUGCUGAUAGUGGCAGAAAUCUCCCACGGAUUGCGGAACGUACGCGUCACGGUACCGACGGCGAUACGAAGGGGGGACACCGCCCACCUGUACUGCGACUAUGAGCUGGAGGAUAAGGAGCGGCUCUACUCCAUCAAAUGGUACAAAGGCAAACGCGAGUUUUACCGCUACACGCCCCAGGAAACCCCCUCGAUGAAGGUGUUCAACAACGUCAACGGUGUAGAUGUCGAGCUUGCCUUAUCGAACAAAAGUAACGUCGUGAUUAAGGCCGUCGAAACGAACAUUUCCGGCAAAUACAGCUGCGAGGUAUCGGCGGAUGCCCCCAGCUUCCACACGUCGAUCGUGUCGGGCGAUAUGGAGGUUGUAGAACCACCACCGGGCAAACCAUCAAUAAGCGGACUGCUGAACCGCUACCAGCUGGGCGACAUCCUGCGUGGCAACUGCACGGCGAUUAAUUCUAAGCCGGCAGCAAAUCUGACGUGGACGAUUAAUGACGUACCGAUUGUGCCACAAUACAUCAAACAGUACCGACCCAUCAAGGACACCUACACGGGUUUGGAAACAUCGAUCCUGGGCAUCAACAUGCUCGUCUCCCAGGGAUACUUUGCCAACGGCAAGAUGAAGCUAAAAUGUCAAGCGAGAAUACACCAGAUUUACGACGAAAGCAGUGAGCUGUACAUUGAGGAAGACCGGCCCCGGAUACUGGCGACCGGUUCAUCGAGUGGCCAUAACCUCAACCAACUGUACCAGAAUCCCGGGUACGAUGGCCCCGAGUUGACGGCGCAAAAUGACAUGUACCUAACGGUGAACGGAUACAAAGCGGAUAACUCGCCACCGUCGCCGUCGUCCGCCACCAAGCAGGUGGGAGUGUACGUGAAGGUUGGCUGGAUCGCAUUCUACGUCAGCACGAUCUGCACCGUGCUGCUGUACUCGCUGCGCGUGGGCAUAUCCUGACUGUACAACCUGAAGGAAGUGAUUAAAAUAUAAACGAGUGCCACGCGAUGCGACGAUGCCAUGCCAACGCCACCAGCCAGCAGCAUCAGUCCCAUGCUUGUAGCGCUUCCGCUGCUCAACACCAAACGGCACACCAACAUUGGGGUUUGGGUUUUGCAAAACAUUAGCCUUCCUUUAGAACUGUCGGUGACGUUUCCGGAGAUACAAAGCUAUGCAGGACUCUAGCUCUAGUGCAGUUCGGUUUUUAGGGUGUAUGGUUAGGGAAAUGAAAGCUUUCUUCAAUCAGAAGCUGAAAAAGGGGACGUAGUUCACGGAUUCACGAUGUUAAAUGGUUGGUCACAACGUGUUUGCGGGGGGUGAAAUAAUAAAUAAAGUGAGGUGUAUUUUUAGUCAGGGAAUGUAUAAAUCGAACAAAGUUCAAAUACUCGCAAGCGACUGAAAAGGGUGCGAUUUGAACGGAAGCUUACGGAAUAGCUAAGUCGAAAAAAUGUGGAAUAAAAACCUCAACAGAAGUACAUUGUAAAUAAGCUAGACAUAAGUAGCUUAAUUGAUGGCAGGAAUGGUGCAGUGAAGCCCACAUUGGAAACCGUAGCGAAUGUUUUGUUUUCCUGUGACCCAGGUCAAAGAUAAAAAAUCAAGGCGGUCCCUGACACAUUACGCAAGGUUUGCUGGAAACAGCUUUAGAGAAGAAGCGUAAAGCGAUAGCCAUAAAUUGCGAAAGCAGUGUAAAUAGCUUAUGUAAAACCCUUAAACGUAGUUUGGACAACAGGGCAUACCUUACGGACUGUAGUGAACAGUCGAAAGGACGCGAGGAAUCAGUUAAUUUUUAUAAUAAAU
Molecule: messenger RNA, 3173 nt
Organism: Anopheles darlingi
Lineage: Eukaryota; Metazoa; Arthropoda; Insecta; Diptera; Culicidae
Exons: 8
Coding region: 1338-2336 (332 amino acids)
Source: RefSeq, a predicted model, not a curated record